Messenger RNA from Jaculus jaculus (lesser Egyptian jerboa), 465 nucleotides. Its product is annotated as 60S ribosomal protein L23a-like. Gene Ontology annotation, biological process: ribosomal large subunit assembly; translation. Lineage: Eukaryota; Metazoa; Chordata; Mammalia; Rodentia; Dipodidae. Gene Ontology annotation, molecular function: structural constituent of ribosome. Bases 1 to 465 code for a protein of 154 amino acids. The record is from RefSeq and is a predicted model, not a curated record. Gene Ontology annotation, cellular component: ribosome; cytosolic large ribosomal subunit. The transcript has a single exon.
AUGGCUCCGAAAGUGAAGAAGGAAACUCCUGCCCCUCUCAAAGCUGAAGCCAAAGCAAAGGCCCUGAAAGCCAAGAAGGCCGUGUUGAAAGGCGUCCACAGCCACAAGAAGAAAAAGAACCACACGUCACUCACCUUUCAGCGACCCAAGACACUGUGCCCCGGGAGGCAGCCUAAAUUCCCUCGGAAGAGCACCCCCAGGAGAAACAAGCUUGACCACUAUGCCAUCAUCAACUUCCCCCUGACCACUGAGUCGGGGAAGAAGAUAGAAGACAACAACACCCUGGUGUUCACUGUGGACGUCCAGGCUAACGAGCACCAGAUCGAACAGGCUGUGAAGAAACUCUAUGACACUGAUGUAGCCAAAGUCAACACCCUGAUCAGGCCUGAUGGAGAGAAGGCCUAUGUUCGGCUGGCUCAUGAUUAUGAUGCUUUGAAUGUUGCCAACAAAAUUGGGAUUAUCUAA